AUGCCAUUACAAGAGGAAGGUUAUUUGGAAAACUAUCUAAUCGAGAAGGCCGGUACCGAUAUCGAACUAAAACAAAACAAUACAAAGCAGAUUAUGUUUACAAAGAAGAGACUCAAUAUACCAAAUUCAUACACAAUAGGAUUAUACCACCCGUACGUUGAUUCAGUAUUGGCCGAAGUUCACAGUCUAAAGUAUGAUUCGAAGAUAAAACAUGUCAAGCUGUACAGCCCUGAAUUAGAAAUCGAAUUUAGAAACACGGGAAAACUGGGACUUGCGACUGAAUAUGAAUUCCACUGGGAGAACGAUCGUUAUAUUUGGCGAAAAGGCCCGUUGAACAAGGAGCUUGAGUGUAAAUUGAUGCCCGAAAAAGGACCAGGCAUUGGUGUUGCAAUAUUCAAUCCAAAGAAAAAACAUGGCCAAUUGGGUACCGUGACAGUGAUGUAUUUCAACAUGGAUAGACUGGAAGUGUCUGACAAGAAAGGACUGGAACACGUUAUAUUGAUUUCAUUAUUAUCGAUAUUGGACAGAGGAGAUGGACUAUUUACGCGCAAAAACAAUGCCUCGGCUAGCAUUCCCGCUGCUCAAGUCUCUCCUACUGUUGCUAGUCCUCGAGAGAAUGAAUCCAAGAAAUUGGAUAAGAGGUCAAAGAGUGAUGAAGAUGUAGCAACAGACAACCCUGCUCAGCCCACUCGUGCAUCUCCUUAUUCCGCCGCUACACCAUAUACAAACGACACACUAGGACGACCUUAUCCGAAUGCGCGAUUUUCCAUGUAUCCCGAGCAAAGCAGUCCCCAAUACAGUAACUAUAAUAACCGUCCGGCGACGCUUUAUGACACAACGGCGAUCGAUUAUAGUCGCAUGACGCAAGGAUUUCCGAGUGUAGUGAGUAAUGGAACCAGUGCAUAUCCCAAUGUGUACUAUCCGAAUGGUGGAUACAGUAAUCACGAGUCGACGAAUCCAAUUUCUCCGAUACAACAACAAUAUUCAAAUCCGUUUCCACAUCCAUAUCAACAACAACAGUAUUCAUAUCAAUACGCACAUCCACAAGCGCAACCGCAACUACAACCUCAGCAUCAAUACUUGCCUCAAACUCAAGCGCAACCUCAAAUGCAACCUCAAAUGCAACCACAACUACCACCACAACCUCAACAUCAAUACCCGCCGCACGGGCAAGCCCAUCCUCAAGUUCAGUCACAAACGCCCCCUCCAUCCCAACACCAAUAUUUACCACAUGGUGGAACGCAAACCCCGCCUAUUCAUCUUGUUUCUCCUGUAGUUUCUUCUAACUAUGCGGACAAAUCUGCAGAUAUUUACCCUGCCACCGCCGAUCCAUUUUCCGAUGCGUCUGCCUAUACAGUGAAUAGUUCCGCAUACCCUCCAGAUAGUUCGUCCAUAGCGUCCGCCACAUCGACAUAUAAUUAUAAUACGCACGCGACCCAUCCUCCGUUAGCACCAAUAAUUACAAACCCAGCAAUAUUAAAAGUGGCCCAACCAUUGCAUCGUAGCGCAACAUCGAUCAGCCGAUCGAGCACCGGGUCAACCAGUUCGCUGCAUCGAACGUUGACAAUGACCAGCAGGGGGUCGCCAUCGGCAUCAGAGAAGAGCUCUCAAAGUGUAGACGGGUCGAGCAGUUAUUUCAGUCAAGACAGACAAACAGACGAUUCCUAUAUAUACCCGGCUCAGCCGAUAGUAGCUCCGCUAGACCCAAUAGUAUCGUCGCCGUUCGCUGAAUCCAGAGGUCACACCGACAUUACAUAUGAUAGUCCGCGAAGUGCGAAACGUGAAGGAUUUAUGCGAAUGGAAUUACCAACGUCGCCGACAACGGAUAGCUACGACGGUCCUCCGAGAGUUAAAGGAUUGAAUAUUUCGCGAGUGGGAACGAAUGGUGAACGUCCUACGAUAUUAAUGCCUGAACCAACUAUCGGUACGCCAUGA
Molecule: messenger RNA, 1935 nt
Organism: Paraglomus occultum
Lineage: Eukaryota; Fungi; Glomeromycota; Glomeromycetes; Paraglomerales; Paraglomeraceae
Source: the annotation of a GenBank genome assembly